GAAGUUUGGAAGAGGGAAAUAGCGGCGCAGGAAAACUAUCGUGUUGUUCCUUUGAGAUGCGUGUUCGUUGCUACCGGUUUGUGUUGCGGUCCUCGGUGCCUCUCGGCCCCCCACACUCCCAAUUCUCAGUUCUUCCGGGCUCCUGGACCGUGAUGGUGCUUGUCGGACACCCAACUUGCAAAGGUCGGACUUGUCGUUGAUGAAGGCCACAAACAAGAUGUCUAGAUUCGAGCCAUUGCGCCGCCGGGUACAGAUGUUUGUGAGAAAUGUGAAAAGAAUAAGUCAGAGCCCAGACGCG
Molecule: messenger RNA, 298 nt
Organism: Neurospora tetrasperma FGSC 2508
Lineage: Eukaryota; Fungi; Ascomycota; Sordariomycetes; Sordariales; Sordariaceae
Exons: 1
Source: RefSeq, a predicted model, not a curated record